AUGUCCACUACCUCCUGCAGCCACCUCCGAGCUCACAUACCUCUUACAGCCACCUCCGAGCUCACAUACCUCUUACAGCCACCUCCGAGCUCACAUACCUCUUACAGCCACCUCCGAGCUCACUACCUCUUACAGCCACCUCCGAGCUCACAUACCUCUUACAGCCACCUCCGAGCUCACAUACCUCUUACAGCCACCUCCGAGCUCACAUACCUCUUACAGCCACCUCCGAGCUCACAUACCUCUUACAGCCACCUCCGAGCUCACAUACCUCUUACAGCCACCUCCGAGCUCACAUACCUCUUACAGCCACCUCCGAGCUCACAUACCUCUUACAGCCACCUCCGAGCUCACAUACCUCUUACAGCCACCUCCGAGCUCACUACCUCUUACAGCCACCUCCGAGCUCACUACUUCUUACAGCCACCUCCGAGCUCAGUACCUCCUGCAGCCACCUCCAAGCUCACAUACCUCUUACAGCCACCUCCGAGCUCACUACCUCUUACAGCCACCUCCGAGCUCACAUACCUCUUACAGCCACCUCCGAGCUCACAUACCUCUUACAGCCACCUCCGAGCUCACUACCUCUUACAGCCACCUCCGAGCUCACAUACCUCUUACAGCCACCUCCGAGCUCACUACCUCUUACAGCCACCUCCGAGCUCACUACUUCUUACAGCCACCUCCGAGCUCAGUACCUCCUGCAGCCACCUCCGAGCUCACAUACCUCUUACAGCCACCUCCGAGCUCACUACCUCUUACAGCCACCUCCGAGCUCACUACUUCUUACAGCCACCUCCGAGCUCAGUACCUCCUGCAGCCACCUCCGAGCUCAGUACCUCCUGCAGCCACCUCCGAGCUCACAUACCUCUUACAGCCACCUCCGAGCUCACUACCUCUUACAGCCACCUCCGAGCUCACUACCUCUUACAGCCACCUCCGAGCUCACUACUUCUUACAGCCACCUCCGAGCUCAGUACCUCCUGCAGCCACCUCCGAGCUCACUACCUCUUACAGCCACCUCCGAGCUCACUACCUCCUACAGCCACCUCCGAGCUCACUACCUCUUACAGCCACCUCCGAGCUCACUACCUCUUACAACCACCUCCGAGCUCACUACCUCUUACAGCCACCUCCGAGCUCACUACUUCUUACAGCCACCUCCGAGCUCAGUACCUCCUGCAGCCACCUCCGAGCUCACUACCUCUUACAGCCACCUCCGAGCUCACUACCUCUUACAGCCACCUCCGAGCUCACUACCUCUUACAGCCACCUCCGAGCUCACUACCUCUUACAGCCACCUCCGAGCUCAGUACCUCCUGCAGCCACCUCCGAGCUCACUACCUCUUACAGCCACCUCCGAGCUCACUACCUCUUACAGCCACCUCCGAGCUCAGUACCUCUUACAGCCACCUCCGAGCUCACUACCUCCUGCAGCCACCUCUGAGCUCACUACCUCUUACAGCCACCUCCGAGCUCACUACCUCUUACAGCCACCUCCGAGCUCACUACCUCUUACAGCCACCUCCGAGCUCACUACCUCUUACAGCCACCUCCGAGCUCAGUACCUCCUGCAGCCACCUCCGAGCUCACUACCUCUUACAGCCACCUCCGAGCUCAGUACCUCCUGCAGCCACCUCCGAGCUCACUACCACUUACAGCCACCUCCGAGCUCACUACCUCCUGCAGCCACCUCUGAGCUCACUACCUCCUGCAGCCACCUCCGAGCUCACUACCUCUUACAGCCACCUCCGAGCUCAGUACCUCCUGCAGCCACCUCCGAGCUCACUACCUCUUACAGCCACCUCUGAGCUCACUACCUCUUACAGCCACCUCCGAGCUCAGUAUCUCCUGCAGCCACCUCCGAGCUCACUACCUCUUACAGCCACCUCAGAGCUCACUACCUCUUACAGCCACCUCCGAGCUCACUACCUCCUGCAGCCACCUCCGAGCUCAGUACCUCCUGCAGCCACCUCCGAGCUCACUACCUCUUACAGCCACCUCCGAGCUCACUACCUCCUGCAGCCACCUCCGAGCUCAGUACCUCCUGCAGCCACCUCCGAGCUCACUACCUCCUGCAGCCACCUCCGAGCUCACUACCUCUUACAGCCACCUCCGAGCUCAGUACCUCCUGCAGCCACCUCCGAGCUCACUACCUCCUGCAGCCACCUCCGAGCUCAGUACCUCCUGCAGCCACCUCCGAGCUCACUACCUCUUACAGCCACCUCCGAGCUCAGUACCUCCUGCAGCCACCUCCGAGCUCACUACCUCUUACAGCCACCUCCGAGCUCAGUACCUCCUGCAGCCACCUCCGAGCUCACUACCUCUUACAGCCACCUCCGAGCUCACUACCUCCUGCAGCCACCUCUGAGCUCGCUACCUCCUGCAGCCACCUCCGAGCUCACUACCUCUUACAGCCUCCUCCGAGCUCAGUACCUCCUGCAGCCACCUCCGAGCUCACUACCUCUUACAGCCACCUCUGAGCUCACUACCUCUUACAGCCACCUCCGAGCUCAGUAUCUCCUGCAGCCACCUCCGAGCUCACUACCUCUUACAGCCACCUCAGAGCUCACUACCUCUUACAGCCACCUCCGAGCUCACUACCUCUUACAGCCACCUCAGAGCUCACUACCUCUUACAGCCACCUCCGAGCUCACUACCUCCUGCAGCCACCUCCGAGCUCAGUACCUCCUGCAGCCACCUCCGAGCUCACUACCUCUUACAGCCACCUCCGAGCUCACUACCUCCUGCAGCCACCUCCGAGCUCAGUACCUCCUGCAGCCACCUCCGAGCUCACUACCUCCUGCAGCCACCUCCGAGCUCACUACCUCUUUCAGCCACCUCCGAGCUCAGUACCUCCUGCAGCCACCUCCGAGCUCACUACCUCCUGCAGCCACCUCCGAGCUCAGUACCUCCUGCAGCCACCUCCGAGCUCACUACCUCUUACAGCCACCUCCGUGCUCAGUACCUCCUGCAGCCACCUCCGAGCUCACUACCUCCUGCAGCCACCUCCGAGCUCACUACCUCUUACAGCCACCUCCGAGCUUACUACCUCCUGCAGCCACCUCCGAGCUCACUACCUCUCACAGCCACCUCCGAGCUCACUACCUCCUGCAGCCACCUCCGAGCUCACUACCUCCUGCAGCCACCUCCGAGCUCAGUACCUCCUGCAGCCACCUCCGAGCUCAGUACCUCCUGCAGCCACCUCCGAGCUCACUACCUCCUGCAGCCACCUCCGAGCUCACUACCUCUCACAGCUACCUCCGAGCUCACUACCUCCUGCAGCCACCUCCGAGCUCAGUACCUCCUGCAGCCACCUCCGAGCUCACUACCUCUCACAGCCACCUCCGAGCUCACUACCUCUUACAGCCACCUCCGAGCUCACUACCUCCUGCAGCCACCUCAGAGCUCACUACCUCUUACAGCCACCUCCGAGCUCAGUACCUCCUGCAGCCACCUCCGAGCUCACUACCUCCUGCAGCCACCUCCGAGCUCACUACCUCUCACAGCCACCUCCGAGCUCACUACCUCCUGCAGCCACCUCCGAGCUCAGUACCUCCUGCAGCCACCUCCGAGCUCACUAUCUCCUGCAGCCACCUCCGAGCUCACUACCUCUCACAGCCACCUCCGAACUCACUACCUCCUGCAGCCACCUCCGAGCUCAGUACCUCCUGCAGCCACCUCCGAGCUCACUACCUCUCACAGCCACCUCCGAGCUCACUACCUCUUACAGCCACCUCCGAGCUCACUACCUCUUACAGCCACCUCCGAGCUCACUACCUCUUACAGCCACCUCCGAGCUCACUACCUCUCACAGCCACCUCCGAGCUCACUACCUCUUACAGCCACCUCCGAGCUCACUACCUCAUACAGCCACCUCCGAGCUCACUACCUCUUACAGCCACCUCCGAGCUCACUACCUCUUACAGCCACCUCCGAGCUCACUACCUCUUACAGCCACCUCCGAGCUCUCUACCUCUCACAGCCACCUCCGAGCUCACUACCACUUACAGCCACCUCCGAGCUCACUACCUCUUACAGCCACCUCCGAGCUCAUUACCUCUUACAGCCACCUCCGAGCUCACUACCUCUUACAGCCACCUCCGAGCUCACUACCUCUUACAGCCACCUCCGAGCUCACUACCUCUUACAGCCACCUCCGAGCUCACUACCUCUUACAGCCACCUCCGAGCUCACUACCUCCUGCAGCCACCUCCGAGCUCACUACCUCAUGCAGCCACCUCCGAGCUCACAGCUCCUGGCCGCUAG
Molecule: messenger RNA, 4269 nt
Organism: Procambarus clarkii (red swamp crayfish)
Lineage: Eukaryota; Metazoa; Arthropoda; Malacostraca; Decapoda; Cambaridae
Source: RefSeq, a predicted model, not a curated record